AUGGCUAGUCUAACAGCUCAAGAAACUGUUUACAGUACCACCGAUGACGGCAAGUACGUCACCUAUCGAGCUGGAGGCAAACCAGGCAAACGUCUAAUCCGUCAACCCGGUGAACCAGGUUGGGUCGAAUCAUUUGACCGAAUCCCAAUUAUCGAUUUCACCAACGUCAAUCAUCCUGACAUUGAGGUGAGACUAAAGCUCGCCAAUGAGCUGGCUGAAGCUGCUGAGAAUGUCGGUUUCUGGUAUGCUGCUAACACCCCUGUUGAUGAGGAAUUGGUCGGCAAGACAUUCGCAGCUCUGGAGAAAUUCUUCAGUCUACCGGUUGAACAAAAGUCCGAAGCUAGUUGGAUGAAGACCCCUGGAGCUAGAGGUUACGAGUCUUUCGCAGAUGUAGCUGCCAAUGAGGGUUCUGGAACGUUGAGAGAAUCAUUUAUCAUGGGUGACGACUUACUGGAUCCCAAGCAGUAUUCAGGCUCUGUACCAGAAGGCAUGAAACCUCAGAACAUUUGGCCGACCGCCAUGCCAGAAUUCAAAGAGGCUCUCGACAACUACUACUCCGUCCUCAUGCCAUUUGCAAGAUCCAUCCUGCACCUGUUCUGCCUUGCUCUAGGUCUGGAAGAGACUGCACUCGAUGGAUUGCAUCAACAUCCCAUGGCUGCCCUUCGUGCACUGCAUUACCCGCCUCAAGAUCCUAGCGAGAGCGCAGCCGGGUUCCUCGCUCAUGCUGAUUUCUCCUCCUUCACUCUGGUAUUGCAAGGUGCAAAGUACGGCUCGGGUCUUGAAGUACUCAACAUGAACGGACAGUGGGUAUCUGCCCCUUAUAUACCCGGAGCUACAUUCACCUGUAAUGUCGGUGAUUAUCUCCAAGCUCUCUCUUCAGGUCGAUUCGUUAGUACAGUACAUCGUGUUGUCAACAAAUCAGGUAGCGAGCGAUACUCGUUACCUUUCUUCUUCUCUCCCGACCCUUCGGCUGUCCUCAAACCGGUGGUCAACAGAAAGCAAGGUAGCGAUUACGAGGCUGAAUACACGGACGAACCGAUCGGUAAACAGUUCAUGAGGAGGUUGAUGUUCGCCAGAAGAUUUCAUCCUACAGCCAAGAGACUCGCUGAAUUGGACAUUCCGGAUAAAGACUGGAAGUAUGAAUAUAUCACUGGUAGUCUUCCAUAG
Molecule: messenger RNA, 1167 nt
Organism: Kwoniella botswanensis
Lineage: Eukaryota; Fungi; Basidiomycota; Tremellomycetes; Tremellales; Cryptococcaceae
Exons: 4
Coding region: 1-1167 (388 amino acids)
Molecular function (GO): 2-oxoglutarate-dependent dioxygenase activity
Source: RefSeq, a predicted model, not a curated record